AAGAAAUAUAUUUACAAGCAAUACGAUCAGGCAACAAACAUUUACCUUCUGUGGUAGUGCGAUUUUGGUAUAAAUAUGGUAGGCUAGCUGACUGAGUAGUUAGUUCUAUCUGGUUGUACAUCAGUCAACAACACCCGCUCUCAUCAUGAAAUUGCUUGUGUGCCUUGCUCUGGCCCUCGUCGCCGUCAGCGCCAGACCCCAGGAUGCCACCCCCAUCCCCAUCCUGCGUUACGACAACGAAGGUGUCAACCACGAUGGCUCCUACGAAUGGGCGUACGAGACCGGCAACGAGAUCGUGGCCAACGAGAAGGGCUACGUGAAGAACCUUGGCGUCCCCGACCAGGAGACCCAGGUUGCUGAGGGAAGCUACAGCUACACCGCCCCCGAUGGCCAGCGCAUCACCGUCACCUACGUUGCCGACGAGAACGGAUUCCAGCCCCGUGGCGACCACCUUCCCACUCCCCCUCCCAUCCCUGCCGCUAUCCAGCGCGCUCUUGACUACCUUGCCACCCUUCCCCCUACUGACCAGAAGAAGUAAGCGCGACUGCAACAGCAUCCAAUGUAUGUUACAAUUGUAUUGCUCCAGCAUGAUGCCAAUAAGACUUGUCAGAUAAAAGUGUACAUACUCAAAAUGUUAAAAUGCAAAGCAAUAUAAUAUAAUUAUUUAAUACAAACACGAAA
Molecule: messenger RNA, 681 nt
Organism: Cloeon dipterum
Lineage: Eukaryota; Metazoa; Arthropoda; Insecta; Ephemeroptera; Baetidae
Product: endocuticle structural glycoprotein SgAbd-8-like
Exons: 3
Coding region: 146-538 (130 amino acids)
Cellular component (GO): chitin-based extracellular matrix
Molecular function (GO): structural constituent of chitin-based larval cuticle
Source: RefSeq, a predicted model, not a curated record